UACACAUUUCUGGUCUGUUUUAGACCUUUUUUUUGUCCACCCUGAUGAAGUAGGCAGACAAAAAUGGAUUCGUACGGGGCCACGACGCCUGAACCACGAAGAGAAGCAACUCACCUUCUCUAAACAUUUCUCGUUUCCCUUAACUGCUGCCAUGAUGUCACUGGCUACCCCAGAUAGCACUGAUGAUGAACUCUUUGAUAGAAAUCCAUCAGAAGCUGCCAAGCUGAUAGGUAGUGGAGACAGAGCCGGUGGUGAUGAGGGCAAAGUCAGUGGGAAAGCCUGGGGCAGGGUUAAGAACAUAUUUACGAGGCAUGGCCGCUUUCCCACCAGUAUUUAUUUCAUCAUCGGCAAUGAGUUUUGCGAACGAUUUUCCUAUUAUGGGAUGAAAACCAUAUUGGUUAUCUACCUCACACAACGCCUGGGUUUCCAUAACGACCCUGCCACUGCAGUUUACCAUGGAUUUAACAUGCUAUGUUACUUCAUGCCCUUAUUUGGAGCGAUUUUGGCAGAUGGCUACCUGGGAAAGUAUCGGACCAUCCUGUAUAUCUCCCUUGUAUAUGCCCUUGGCAAUGUUGUGAUGGCUCUGACUGCAUUACCUCCCCCUGAAUGGAUUGGCCCCAUGGUGGGGCUGGUGCUGAUCGGGGUGGGGACUGGAGGAAUCAAACCCUGUGUAUCUGCUUUUGGUGGGGACCAAUUUAGCAAGGAGCAGAAAAAGGAAAUCCAGACAUUUUUUUCUGUGUUUUAUUUUGCCAUCAAUGCUGGAAGUUUGAUCUCAACCUUUCUGACUCCAGUUUUAAGAGCUGACGUGCAGUGCUUUGAUGCAGACUGUUACCCGCUAGCUUUUGGUGUCCCUGCUGCUCUCAUGAUUGCUUCCCUUAUCAUUUUUAUCUCUGGCCGGAAAAUGUAUAAGAGCUAUCCUCCAAGCGGUAACCUUUUUGGGAAAGUGUUUAGAUGUGUAAUGUGUGGAAUCAAAAAGAAAUUCACAUCCAAGGAGAAAGUUGAGCACUGGCUGGACAGAACCACAGACAAGUUUGAGACUAAUUUUGUUGAAGAUGUGAAGUGUUUGAUGAGAGUAUUGUUGUUGUUUCUACCUCUGCCAGUAUUCUGGGCACUUUUUGAUCAGCUGGGCUCUCGUUGGACCUUACAGGCUGGACAGAUGAAUGGACGGUUGGUGGAUGGCUGGAAGAUCAAACCUGACCAGAUGCAGGCUAUCAACCCAGUCCUAAUCCUUUUGUUGAUUCCUGUUUUUGAGAAUUUUAUCUAUCCAUUGCUGGAUAAGUGUAGAAUUCCAAACAGACCACUUCAGAGGAUGGUAGCUGGCAUGACACUAGCAGUUGUAGCCUUUGUUGUGGCCGGCUUUCUCCAGAUAAGGAUAGAUAACUUAAAAGAGGAGCCAUUAGCUUUAAAGGAAUCUGGUUUUUCUGUGAUAAAUACAUUGCCAUGCCAACUGUCUGUCAAAUCUACAGACCUGGACUAUUCAACAACCAUUGGUCCUUAUGAGUUAGGCGAUUUUGUUCGUCAUUCAAGUGGAAAUUUCUCUGUCACCAUUGCAACAAAUCAGACAUGUUCUGUACGAGGUUCGGUUACAAAUAAUAUAAACCUGGAGUCACAGAAGUCGUACAGAAUUGUUCUGUUUGAAGACCAGAAAAAACUGGUUACAAAACAGUUUCCAGAUUUAAGAGAAAAACCAAAAAAAGGCAAUGCCUCUGUGAGCUUUAUUUUUUCACUAGAGGAGACAUUCAGUCCAGGCAUGAUAAUGCUGGUAAAGGAUAAGGAAGUGUUGAAGUUUAAUAUCUCACGUGACAUGGCCACAGAUUUCCUAAACAUUACACCGGGAAAGUAUGAUUUGUAUAUUCCUGAUAAAAACGGCCAUUGGCAAAGCAGCGGCCAAACAGUAGAGAUGGAUUACGGAGCCGUCUAUUCCAUUAUGUUGACCGGUGGAAAAAUGGAACAAGAGGAGAUAUUAGUCCAUCGCUUCACAAGUGUUGAACCAAAUCAGGUUUCCAUGGGUUACCAAGUCCCACAAUACAUCAUAAUCACAAUGGCAGAGGUGAUGUUCUCCAUCACAGGGUUGUCAUUCGCUUAUUCACAGGCUCCUCCGUCAAUGAAAUCCGUGCUACAAGCUGCCUGGCUUAUGACCGUUGCCGUGGGUAACUUGAUUGUGUUGAUCAUAGCAGAAGUUCAGUUGAUACCAAACCAGUCUGCAGAGUUCUUCCUCUUUGCUGCUCUCAUGGGAUUGGAUGUCAUCAUCUUUGCUGUCAUGGCAAUCUUCUACAAAUACACCAAUCAUGUGGAUCCUAGUACAAUGGAGUUUAGUGACACAACCGGAUUGGUUAACAAUGACCAAUCGGAUGAGUCCUCACUUAAAGACAAGUAAAUUUUCUUCAGGAUGAGUAAGGAGGGCAUUGAAACAUUGAAUGUUUUAUUUGGACAUUUAAAAAUUUUUUACACAAGUAACUUUUAUUCAUUUCUUUGAAUUAUUUGUUUCUUGAAAUUACUUAUGUACCGAUAUACAUAUAUAUAUAAGUGAUGUUUCACUUAUUUCUUCUGUUUUCUGCCAGUACAUGGAUAAAUUUGUAUAUAUGUUGAUGUCACUUAAAAAUGUUCCAAGUUUGUUCGCCGAACCUUUUCCUGGACUUAAGAUUUUAUUCUUUUCCUGGACUUAAGAUUUUAUUUAUCCUUGUUAAUAUUUAAAACCCUAGCUUUGACGGGUGUUUUUCAUUCAAUCUUCAGUUGCCCAUGUGAUAUGCAUCAUCUGUAGUGAUAUGUUUGAAUAAGACUUUUAAGUUUAUCUUGAAUUCCAUCAAAGUGUCCAGUAACAAUGAGCAUUAAUCAUAUAAUGCGUUGUUAAAAUGAUUUAAAUUUUAUGAUCCAUGACUACAAGUAAGUUUCUCAUUUUGCCUGACUCUGAGAGGCCUGGUUGUUUCAGAAAAGAGUUUGAGGUUUGUUUGAAAUGUAGGAUGACUACAAUGCCAGUGUUAAUGUUUUAUGACUUUUAUGUGCCUCUGAAAAUAUGCUUUUUGGAGUGAUGAUGUGAGAUGAUGUGCUAGGUUCAAGCUGUAAAGCAUAAAAAGUUAAAAAAAAAAUUCAACUAUGUUCAGUUCGCAAAUGCUACUUAUAUGAUGUUUCAAGUGUCUAUUUUCACAUUUGUGUGUGUAGAUUUUGAGCUACUUGUAGAUUUUGAGCUACAAGUAGAUUUUGAGCUACUUGUAGAUUUUGAGCUACAAGUAGAUUUUGAGCUACAUGUACAUGAACACAUACAUGUAUCUACUCUGUAUACUUUUUUUUCAUCCUGUUAAGUCUUGUUAACAG
Molecule: messenger RNA, 3312 nt
Organism: Liolophura sinensis
Lineage: Eukaryota; Metazoa; Mollusca; Polyplacophora; Chitonida; Chitonidae
Product: solute carrier family 15 member 2-like
Exons: 23
Coding region: 152-2377 (741 amino acids)
Biological process (GO): transmembrane transport; oligopeptide transport
Cellular component (GO): membrane
Molecular function (GO): transmembrane transporter activity
Source: RefSeq, a predicted model, not a curated record